UAGCGCAAAAUUAAUAAAGUAUGAAAUUCAGCCGGGCAAUUCUACCCCUUCUUUUCUUUGUUGUGAUAUUGUGCAGUUUGUUUUUACCAUCAGAGGGCCGGCGAGGAUGGUAUGGUAGAUCACUAGGAUAUCGUGGUUAUGGUGGCUAUGGUUACGGUCGUGGCUAUGGUUACGGUGGUCGUGGUCGCUUUGGUUAUGGUGGUCGAGGUCGCUACGGUUACGGUAGAUAUCGUCGCUAUGGUUACGGGAGGCGUCGUUACGGCUGA
Molecule: messenger RNA, 266 nt
Organism: Saccostrea echinata
Lineage: Eukaryota; Metazoa; Mollusca; Bivalvia; Ostreida; Ostreidae
Product: keratin-associated protein 19-2-like
Exons: 2
Coding region: 21-266 (81 amino acids)
Source: RefSeq, a predicted model, not a curated record